AUGGGCACACCAAGGUGUGUCCGAGUGGUGGAUGUAGGAGAAGAGGUGGAUGGUGUCCAGCAGCAGUCUUUGCAGGCCGCGCCAUUUUGUAUCCCUAUAAGACAUAAAACACUUAUUCUGGAGGUGGCUCAGGUUGUGAGCCACAGGCUCCCGGGAGAGGUACAGGACCCUGGGGCCAAUUGGUCCAGGGGUAUUGGAGCCUCUGGUGACAGGGUCUCCUACAGUGGAGGGCAGCAGUCUGCAGAACACUCACCAGGUGUGACCUAUGAGUCUGUCCAUUCUCAGUACAUGCCCAACCCUGCUGUCGUUGACCAUCUCUACUUGGAAGAACCAAUUGUUUUUGACGAAAGUCCUCAGUUUGAAACCUUAGCCGUUCACAAAUCACAAGCCGGGAACAGAGAUGCCAUUCUCGACAUAACUAGGAUCUUACCUGACCCUGUUCCACAAGAUCCCUAUGGAAAUGGAGACAAAGAAUAUAAUGAGGUUGGGAACUCUGACACAUUCAUAUCCAACGGCUGUGCUGUUGAUGCUACACCAGACCCUGGAUUUCUGAGCAUUUCAAACUCAUCUCCUCAGGAUAUGAAAGGCCCAAAUUUAAAUUCUAGGUUUCUCUCAAAUGGUCCUUUUGUUCCCACUUUCAAUGAGGCAACAGAGGGAAGUGGUGACAUGCGUGAACAGCUGCCUGAUCGUAAUGGAACUGACCCUGAAUCCCAAAGGAUAAUCGGGUCGGAAAUUGAAGGAAUCACUGAAAGAUACAAAAGCUUGGUAACUCCUGCUACCAAAGAAAAUCAACCAGAAAACAGCUUGACUACACUUCACACAUUAAAUCCUUGGCCAGCACAGGACUCUACCACCCCAACAAAAUCCAUCAUCAGUUUCCAAGAGUCCAUGUCUUCAACAGAUGGGCUGUUGGUAGACAGCAGGAGGGAGAACAACAAUAAGACAGUUCCAGAGAGAACAUCAACCAGAACACGAAAGAUAUCAAAUGGCCAUUGGCCAAUCAAACCAGCAAUGGUCCCUGAGCCAAAUACAGAUCAGAGCUCAAAUGAUUCCUGGAUUGUUUGUAAUCCAGGAUAUAUCCGUGAAAACAACUCCUGUUUGUCUGUAUGUGAAGUGAUUCCCGAUUACUGUUUGAAUGGAGGUAAAUGCGGAGUCAUCGAAAACAUUGGCGUGUUUUGCAGGUGCAGUGAGAAGGAACACACUUGGUACAAAGGACAGCGCUGUCAAUCAGUUCUUACGGAGAUUCAGCUCACAUGUAUAUUGAUUGGGGCAUGCUUGCUCAUUCUUUUCCUAUUCCUCACACUGCUGGGAGCCUUUGCUGUAAAACUACGGUCUCUAAAAAAUGAACAGCAAACAUUUGACUCCAGAAGCAAGCUGUGGAUUUCCUCAACACCACACAUCAACUCUUCUUUCUUGUCUGAAAUAAGCCAGCAGGGAAGUUGUUCCCCAUUGGCUAGCUAUAUCCCCAACUCUCAAUCCACACCGUUCAGUGAGAAUCACCCGACUCAGGGAAGCUUUAAAUCACAGCAGAAUGUGCAGAAAGAGGCUUUGACCAGAAGCCACGGUGAAGAUAUGGCAUUGAACAUUCAAAACACUUGGAUUUCAAAGUGUAAUGGAAAUGCUGAGACUCAACAAAGGGGCAGCAUGAAAACAGAACAUGGACCACCUUCCACGGACAGAGUUUCCAGGAUCACUGUAGCCUCCUGCUCCCCUACACAAGCUCACACAGGAAAGGAGGAGGGAUUUUCCAUCGGGGAAAUGGAGGAGCACAGUGUGUCCUCAGACAAGGAGGAAGAAGAUGAUGUUUCUGAGCGAGUUGGCACCAGCAGCAGGUAG
Molecule: messenger RNA, 1836 nt
Organism: Rhincodon typus (whale shark)
Lineage: Eukaryota; Metazoa; Chordata; Chondrichthyes; Orectolobiformes; Rhincodontidae
Exons: 6
Coding region: 1-1836 (611 amino acids)
Biological process (GO): nervous system development
Source: RefSeq, a predicted model, not a curated record